AUGCCUGUCACCGUCGCCAUUCCCAAUAGUAAAGUCAAUUCUUGGAAAGGACCCAAAGACGACACUUCACAGCUCCUACGGGUAGUUAAUCCCCAAGAAGCAAAUGGAUGCAAGCAAAUCAUCCAAAGCUCACUCUCCAUCACCGGGCCCCUCGAAGAGAACCAUGUCACAGCCUCAAGGAACGGUCUCGUCUGGUCAUGCUUCUACGCGUAUAGCAAACACUUUCAUCUCACUAUUCGCCCCGAAGAUAUCUGGUUUGCUAUAAUCACCCAACUAAGCGCUUACAUCAACGCCAACUCUGAAACGAAACGGGAUUACUUCGUUAGUCAUCGUGGGAGGAAAAAGAUCGAGAUCAUCGAUUACGCGACUCUGCAUACUGCUGAUUACGGAAAUCUCGCCCAGAGAAUGACGCUCGCGAUUGGGAAGAAUAUCAAGGACCCUUCUUUUCGAGAAUGGGUUCUCCCGUCGUUCUCGACGACUACGGAAAAUGAUCGCGUCGUUGGUUCUGUGCUUCUCAUGGGCGCACUGCAGAAAUACUUCUCUUACAGAAUAACACUGUGUUGUGCUAUCCCUUCUGUAACACUCCUCGGAGAAGUAACCGACUACGAGGACAUUCUCAAAAGACUUGAUAAACUCGAUGAAAUGGGCGAGGAACCGACUCACUUCGCUAAGCUCCUACGACCAAUCCUUCAAAACAUGAUUCUCUCGUUCACUCAGCCUACCAAUCCAGCCAUCCAUUCAUUCUGGAACCAGAUUGCUCAUGUAAAGCGCAGGUCAGGAUCAGGAACAAUGUCAGGCUGGAUCACAGCAUUCUGCUUCUGGAGCGACGAAGGAGAAGAAAGAGGUCUCGAUAAAACAAAUAACAUUAUAGGGAAUAUAUCGUAUCCUGUCAUCAGUACGGAUACAAUUCCAGGUGGAUAUGUCACUGUCCCGGUUAAAGUUGACGAUCAUGGAACCUUGUAUGAGUGCAAGAUGCUCGCUGGGUCUAUCGGCAUACAGGCUCUUCCCGGCCCUGAAGGUUAUGUCCCUGCUGUUGAGGAGGGAAGAAGUAACGAGGAAGUGGAUGAGGAGAAAACGGGGAUAAAGCCUGUGACUGGGUGGAUGAUCUACGAAUUUGCGGAGCCGGAGCCAGGUGAAGAGGCGGCCUAUGUAAAGCCGUAUGAUCCAAAUUUGGAAUUGUAA
This is a messenger RNA of Fusarium musae, 1182 nucleotides long. RefSeq lists its product as uncharacterized. The transcript has a single exon. The coding region runs from base 1 to 1182 and encodes 393 amino acids. NCBI's taxonomy places the organism in Eukaryota, Fungi, Ascomycota, Sordariomycetes, Hypocreales, Nectriaceae. The record is from RefSeq and is a predicted model, not a curated record.